AUGCUGGACGGCGACCACCGCGCAGCUGACGGCGGCGGCAGACGCGAAACUGAAGGCGAUGGCGAAGACGUGGCUUCGGCCGCCAGCUCGGAGACCGCAGGGACGGCGGCUGCCGCUCGGACAGAGGCAGCCGUCGAAGAUGUCAGCGACAGCGACAGUGACAGCUUCAGCUGGACCAGCUCCGUGGCCGGCGAGUGCCUGGCGGACGAUGCGGUGCCAGCGAACGCGCUCGCGGAGGCGGGGGUGGACCAGGGGGGUGUGGUCCCGUUCGGGCUGGCAGACCCGCGCCGCCACCUGAGUCCCGGCCCCACCUUCGGUAACGUUGCCGUCGCCAACUCUACCGACGUCCAGUUCGGUAACAAGACGUUCUUCAACGGGCCCGUCACUAUCAAACAGGUGGUAUACGCCAAGGAUGUGGAGGGCGCCGCUGCCACGGCCGUGCCCGCCGCCGGCACGGGCGCUAGCGUCGCGCACGUCGACCCCGCCGCCCCCGACAAGACCGCCGUCGUCGCCGAAGGCGUCCCCCUCAAGGUGCUGCAGCCCAUCGUCGCCAACGGCAAGGCGGCGCGCGCCAACGGUGCUGUUCCUUCCACAAGCAAUGAGUCCGUGACGGGAACCAACUGCUGCGAAAUACCUGGCUUCUCCGGAGCCGGCAAACCAGGUGAAGGAGAGGGCGUCCGCCGGAGCUGGUGGCGCCGCCUGUGGAAGACGACCAGGGAGCGCAACAUGGCGCUGUGCGGCGCGGCAGCGGCGCUCCUGCUGGUGGGGGGCAUCAUGAGCGUGACCAGCGCGCUCAUCAGGGACUUCAACAGGGCUUCGUACAAGCCCAGCGUGCCCGAGCUGCCCAAGCCCUGGGAGACAGCCGAGACGAACGUUACGCUGAGCGGCAAGCUGUACAUCGUCCCUCGUCGCGACUGGCUGGCUAUGCCGCGGCUGGACCCCCCGGACUACUUGCAUCCGCCGGUGCCCUACGUCAUCAUCAGCCACUCAGCCACAGAGGGCUGCGACACGCAGGCCGCCUGCACGCAGAUGGUGCGCUUCAUCCAGACCUUCCACAUGGAGAGCCGGCACUGGUCCGACGUCGGCUACAACUUCAUGGUGGGCGGCGACGGAUACGCGUACGAAGGCCGCGGUUGGACUGUAAUCGGGGCGCACACCUACGGCUACAACAACCGCAGCAUCGGCCUCAACAUGAUCGGCACCUUCAUCAAAGUGCUACCCUCGGAAGCGCAGUUGGUCGCCCUGCGCCAGCUCAUAGAGUUGGGCGUCCGGGAAGGCUACGUCGCCGAGAACUACAAGCUGCUGGCGCACCGGCAACUGUCCGCCACCGAGAGCCCAGGCACCAGGUUGUAUGAGGAGCUGAAGACGUGGCCCCACUGGUCCCAAACCCCGUGAGCCUUCCUUUCACCUUGUGAAACAUUCGACUUGUCUGAAGUUGGGCCCCUUAUCCUUGAGACCACGAAGCAGGUCUGGUGAACAUUGGAAAUCUUUGACGUCAGGGCCCAAGUCCUCUGAGGCGACAAACCAGCUCUGGUGCAUAUUGGAUACGACUGACGCCCGUUUCCUGAAACUUAAGUCCUGAUCCGUACUGGUCACCUUUUAUGAGGCCACGGGGCAACAGCAUCUAAACAGGCUAACUCAAAGGUGCAAGAGUCAAAUACAAUAAUAUAGUAGAGACUAUGCACGUUCUUAUGCAGACUUACACAGCCAUUGUAACCGAACGUAAAAUCUUCUGGGCGAUCAGGCGUGUUAUUUUCGGCUUGUGCUGCUUCUACAAACUUCAACUGUCGAAAGCCAGUGAGAACAAUCUCCCGUGUUCUUUCUGAAGAAAUGGCAUUAAAAAUUCCCACGGCUCCGCCUUACAGACAGUUUUUCAUGUAUAGUCAUCGCUAUUAAUCAAGUGCACAAAAACCAAUUAAGGGGGGUAAGACGUCAAACGGGCCGACUUCGAGCAGGAGAGGCACCACAGGACAUUUUAAUUUCUACUGACUAUACUUUUACAAAUAAAUUCAUAAAACUUUGUCAGCAUGACCAGGAAGGA
Messenger RNA from Schistocerca piceifrons (Central American locust), 2041 nucleotides. RefSeq lists its product as uncharacterized. Gene Ontology annotation, biological process: peptidoglycan catabolic process. NCBI's taxonomy places the organism in Eukaryota, Metazoa, Arthropoda, Insecta, Orthoptera, Acrididae. Gene Ontology annotation, molecular function: zinc ion binding; N-acetylmuramoyl-L-alanine amidase activity. The transcript has 4 exons. The record is from RefSeq and is a predicted model, not a curated record. The coding region runs from base 1 to 1395 and encodes 464 amino acids.